Linum tenue is the source of this 1086-nucleotide messenger RNA. Lineage: Eukaryota; Viridiplantae; Streptophyta; Magnoliopsida; Malpighiales; Linaceae. The record is from the annotation of a GenBank genome assembly.
AUGAGGUCGUUGAUGAGUACUGUUCUUACGGUACUUUUAGUUUCAGUGAUCUGGAUGGUUGGUCACUGGGAUGGAACCCUUGGUGCAGGCUGCAGUGCAGCUGAAAGGGAAGCGCUUUUGAAGUUCAAGGCUGAUCUUGAAGACCCUCGUAGCUGGCUAUCAUCUUGGGUUGGCCAAGGGGAUUGUUGUACAUGGUCUCGCGUCGUCUGUGACAAUCACACUGGCCAUGUUACCCAACUCCAUCUAGGGUUGCCGCGACCUUCUUCCUGGCAUAAUUCUGUGCUUAGUGGUAAGCUCAACCCUUCCUUGCUUGAAUUGAAGUAUCUGGGUUAUUUGGAUCUGUCCUACAACGACUUUCAUGGUAUUCCAAUUCCAAGCUUUCUUGGUUUGAUGACUAGUUUAAAUACCCUUUACCUUGAUGGAGCUGGGUUUGGAGGACUGAUUCCUCAUCAGUUGGGGAACCUCUCGAAGCUGCAGCAACUUGGUAUCGAGGCUGCUGCCGACUAUGUGCUGUAUGCUGAUAGUUUGUCAUGGCUUUCUGGUCUCUCUUCACUAGAAUUCCUUGAUUUUAGUAAAGUUGAUCUUAGUAAUGCUUCUGACUGGCUGGACAUGAUAAUCACACUGCCAUCCCUUUCAGAAUUGUAUCUAUCACACUGUCAAAUUCUUCAUAUCCCGCCCCUCGCCAAUGUUAACCUGUCUGCUUCGUUGUCUGCUCUAAGUUUGUAUCACAAUCAAUUUGGUCAGACAUUUGUUCCAAGUUGGGUUUUUCAUCUUAAGAACCUUACUUACUUGAAUCUAGCUUACAACACAUUCGCUGGCCCGAUUCCUGCACAACUUCAAAACCUUACAUCACUAAGGACCCUUGACUUGUCUUUCAAUUAUUUCAAUCAUUCGGUGCCAAACUGGCUUUACGGUUUGCAUCAUCUGGAGAAGCUCGAUCUAUACAGUAAUAAAUUGGAUGGCAGAGUCUCAACUGAGAUUGGAAACUUGUCUUCUCUUAUUUACCUUGAUAUGUCAGUCAAUUAUGGCCUUGAAUUUGAAAGGGGGACUAGAAAGAAUACCCGCUGCUACGCCGCGGGGGCUUAA